Messenger RNA from Metarhizium brunneum ARSEF 3297, 1476 nucleotides. RefSeq names its product Cytochrome b2. NCBI's taxonomy places the organism in Eukaryota, Fungi, Ascomycota, Sordariomycetes, Hypocreales, Clavicipitaceae. Gene Ontology annotation, molecular function: heme binding; oxidoreductase activity. The record is from RefSeq and is a predicted model, not a curated record.
AUGGCCAAGCUGUUUGACGCCGCUGAAGUCGCAAAGCACAAUACCCCAGAAAGCUGCUGGGUCGUCUUGUACGGAAAUGUCUACGACGUCACAGACUUUCUUACCUCUCAUCCCGGCGGUUCUAGGAUUAUCCUGAAGCUCGCCGGUCAAGAUGCAACCGAGGACUACGACCCUGUUCAUCCGCCUGGCACUCUCGAGGAGAACCUCAAGCCAGAGGCCAAGUUGGGCCAAAUCAACCCCGAGACUCUUCCAGAGCCAGAGUCUACACCAGAAGCCGAGAUGCCGUCAGACGAUUAUCGCCCGCCGCUAGAGUCCCUACUGAAUCUGGACGAGAUUGAGGAAGAGGCAACCAAGAGAAUUCCCAAGAAGGCCUGGGCGUACUACUUUUCGGCGAGUGACGACUUGAUAACCAAGACGUUCAACAACUCAGUAUAUCGCGACAUCUUGCUGCGGCCGCGCAUGUUGGUCGACUGCACGGAAUGUGACUUGUCCACCACAUUGCUCGGCAACAAAGUCGGGGUUCCGUUCUUUGUUGCACCAGCGGCAAUGGCACGAUUGGCGCACCCAGAUGGUGAGCAUGGCAUCGCCAAAGCCGCUGCUCGCUUCAAUGCCUUGCAAGUCAUCUCGAAUAAUGCUUCCAUGACUCCAGAACAAAUCGUGGACGGCGCCCCGUCAGAACAAAUGUUUGGCUGGCAGAUUUACGUUCAGAACCAGCGAGACAAGAGCGUGGCCAUGCUGAAGCGAAUCAAUGCCAUGAAGGACCGCUUCAAAUUUGUCUGCUUAACCCUCGACGCUCCUGUGCCGGGUAAGCGUGAGCUGGAUGAAAAGUCCAACUUUGAGAGGGGCAACAAUGUCCAAGCGGCGGUGACCAAUGGCGGUGAUGCUCAGCGACCCGGCGGAGGCGGCGUUGGCCAGCAGUUGUUCUUUGGAACUGCGUGUGAUUUGACCUGGAAGACAACCCUGCCUUGGUUAGCACAGCACACCGACUUGCCCAUUGUCCUCAAGGGAAUCCAAACUCAUGAGGAUGCUUACUUGGCAGCUCAACAUGCUCCUCAGGUGAAGGCCAUCAUCUUGUCCAAUCACGGCGGAAGGGCCAUGGAUACUGCUCCCCCUGCUGUACACACACUACUGGAGAUUCGCAAAUAUUGCCCCGAGAUAUUCAGCAAGAUUGAGGUCUGGGUGGAUGGCGGUAUCAGGAGAGGGACUGACGUUGUCAAGGCUCUGUGUCUCGGCGCGAAAGCAGUCGGUCUUGGACGCGCUGCUCUUUUCGGUUUGGGGGCUGGAGGCCAGGCAGGCGUGGAACGAACACUAGAAAUUCUCGAGGCUGAGACUGCCACAUGCAUGCGACUGCUCGGGGUAAAGAGGAUAUCGGAGCUAGGACCCAAAUUCAUCAACAGUCGACGUGUGGAGAGAGACAUUUACGACGGGGAACCGGGGUUGGACAAGCGGGGUUUGUGGACAAAGUCAAAGCUUUAA